This is a messenger RNA of Drosophila rhopaloa, 735 nucleotides long. RefSeq lists its product as uncharacterized. The transcript has 2 exons. The record is from RefSeq and is a predicted model, not a curated record. Bases 91 to 672 code for a protein of 193 amino acids. Lineage: Eukaryota; Metazoa; Arthropoda; Insecta; Diptera; Drosophilidae.
CUGGGCACUGUUGGCUCUUGUUGUACACAACGUCUAAGUGGGUUUCCGUACACAGUUCCGGUUUGAAUUUUAAAGAGAAUACACGCGAAGAUGAUGUCGUCGUAUUACUUGGCCAUAAUUUUGGCUGUGCUUUUUGGUCAUCUACAAUUUCAGGCUAUUGUAGUAGCACGAGUUGCCAGACCAGCGCAUCGUCAUGCCAACGCCACAGUUUUCACGCCUGCUCGCACCCAUAACGGCGGAUACAAUCACUCGGCCUUUGGUCCCGUGAAUACAAACUAUACCCGUAACAUGGCACCACGUAAUGGGACCGUGCCAAUAUAUCACCAAUCUUCUUUUCAAGAUCCAGGAUUUGCAUUACCCCCUCAAAAUCGAACUUGGUUGCCCACCAAUCAGAUACUUUACGGCGCCACAUCAGGUAGUGUGUCAGCGCCAUCUGCACCAGCUUCAAGCGGCUGGAUAGCCAGCAAAAAUCCACAGACGGGAGCUCUUCCAUCGGGCUGGUUCCAACCAAACGCUCCACAAGGUCAGGUCGUCGCCCCAGCACUUAUCUUCAGAAAAAUCAAUGGAACUUCAUAUACAGCAUACAAUCAAACGACUCACACUGUUUCGCAAGGCGGGCGCGCAGUCAAUGGAAGUUCUUACUCUAGUCCUUAUGGAAACCUUUCUAUCUGAGCACAUUAGUCCUUUUUUAAAAACACAAUAAAUACAUCAAAGUUAUAAUUUUUUCAAAAACAA